Molecule: messenger RNA, 1619 nt
Organism: Linum trigynum
Lineage: Eukaryota; Viridiplantae; Streptophyta; Magnoliopsida; Malpighiales; Linaceae
Source: the annotation of a GenBank genome assembly
CAUCUGCGACUCGGGAAGCUUGAGUCUAACCAAGCUUUCUUCUGUUCAUAACCAACGUUUCCUUCUCCACCGCUCUACCCUUCACCUCCAUGAAAAAAUUCCGGCAGAUUCGAAGUGGUUUUCCCUCUCCGGUCCAAUGACAUGUUUGAUUACGACACUCAACGAGACGCGAGCUUCAAGGGCCACAUUUUCUGGUCCCUGCAGCGAUCCUCUGGAAUGCUACUAGUCAAGAGUUUUGGAGAGAUCGAAGCCGAGUACAUUGACCGGGUCUCGGAGUUCAUUGGGAUGGAGGUCGUCCCCGUCAGCCCGCUCGUGCCAGAUGACUCCGACAAUAAAGUGGUGAAAUGGUUGUACGAAAAAGAUCCCUCGACGGCCGUGGUGUACAUUUCAUUCGGGAGUGAGUCGUAUCUAUCGGCAGGGAGAGGAGGAACUAGGUCAGGCUCUGCUGAUUCUGGCGAAGAAAAGGUUGAAUUUCAUAUGGGUUCUGAGGUUUUCAGAAGGGGAAGCAAAACGUCCAACGGAAGCGUUGCCGGAAGGAUUCCUAGAGGCGGUGGGGGAGAGAGGAUACGUGGCGGUGGUUUGGGCUCCGUAGCGGAAGAUAUUGAGGCACCGGAGGGUGGGCGGGUUCGUCAGCCACUGCGGGUUGAGCUCGAUUUCGGAAAGAUAAAGUACGGAGUGCCGAUAGUGGCGAUGCCGCUGCAGAACGACUAGGGGAUGAAUGCGCAGUUGGUUGAGGAAGUUCGGGUCGAGAUGAAGGGUUGAUCGGAUUGACAGGGGAGAGGUGGCGAGGGUGAUUGAGCAAGUUGUGGUUGCAGAAAUUGGUAGCAGAAAUAGGGAUAAGACAAGGUAGAUUAGGGAUUGUUUGGUGGAGAAUGGGGAUGGACACAAGCUUCCUCGGUCGCAAUGUGAUUGAGCAAGUUGUGGUCCGUGACGUCGAGGAAUUAUAAUUAUAAUUUUUAGGUUUAUUUAUUUUUUAUUUUAUUGUGAUAAUGAGGUGAAAAUUAUAGAAAAUUAUUUUUUUAAAUUGCCACGUCACUUAUUUAACGGUCAACUUUCAGAGUUGACUGCCACGUCAGAUAAAGUUAACGGAGACUAACGGAGAGUGACCAAACUUGAACUGUUAAACUAAUCUUAGUGACCAUGAAUGGAAUAAACUAAUUGGUUGACGAUUCCAUAUCUUUGGGGUUUUUUGUUUUUUGCUCUUCAGUGUCUGGUGUUUGAGAAACCACUCUAUUGUCUUCAACGAACUCACCUGAAUCGGUAGCAUCCUUCGACUUACCCUCUAGCUAAACGUUGACUUCAUCAGAACUCGAUCUCUGUUCAUCCAUGGUAGGAAGCAAGGCUCCCAUCUGCACAAUCAUCAACAGUUUCCUCUGGGGAUAAAAGUUUCAAAAUGAAAACCUACUUCUGAUGCUUCAAUCGGAAGCUUUUGGACCUUCUGCUGACCAGAUGAACUCCACCAUCUUGGAACCAGGUUUGUCCCAACUCAAUUUGAUUUGUAAGCUUGUACACCACGUCUCACAAUACCCCGUCUUUAUAUUUUCCAAAUUCAAAUUUCACAGAAACCUUUCCAACCAUGAUGCUUGAAAUCUUCUCCUCAAUAAACUGUAGAACUUAUG